AUGACAUUUGUGAAGAACGAGCUGAGGCUGUUCAAGAGGAAUCUUUGUCCAGAACUCCCAGAAGGCUUUGAGAGUCAGAAGCAGGAUAAGGAAGUGGUGGACGCUGAAAAUGAGAAGCAAGAGAGCAAUGAGCUUGCUGUGAUUUGCCAACGUGAACUCAAAUCUAAUCUAAAGAAGAAGUUUCAAUGUGUAUUUGAGGGGAUCGCUAAACAAGGAAACCCAACACUUCUCAAUAAGAUCUACACAGAGCUCUACAUCACAGAGGGUGGAACAGGAGAGGUCAAUAAUGAACAUGAGCUGAGACAGAUUGAGACAACAACCAGGAAACAAGCAAGACCAGAGACUGCAAUCAAAUGUAACAACAUCUUCAAACCCUUAACUGGACAAGACAAACUUAUCAGAACUGUGCUGACAAAGGGAGUCGCUGGCAUUGGAAAAACAGUCUCUGUGCAGAAGUUCGUUCUGGACUGGGCUGAAGGAAAAGCAAAUCAGGAUGUCCAAUUUGUAUUUUCAUUCCCUUUUCGGGAGCUGAAUUUGAUGAAAGAGGACAAACACACUUUAAUUGAACUUCUUAAUCACUUCUCAAUGGAAACCAAAGAUUCAAGAAUCUCCAACUACGACAAGUACAAAGUUCUGUUCAUCUUUGAUGGUCUGGAUGAGUGCCGACUGCCCCUAGACUUCCAGAAGAACAAGAUCUGUUGUGACGUCACAGAGUCAACCUCAGUGGAUGUUCUGCUGACAAAUCUCAUCAGGGGAAAUCUGCUUCCCUCUGCUCUCCUCUGGAUAACUACCCGACCUGCAGCAGCCAAUAAGAUCCCUUCAGGGUGUGUUGACCAGGUGACAGAGGUACGAGGGUUCAAUGACCCAGAGAAGGAGGAAUACUUCAGGAAGAGAUUCAGUGAUGAGGACCUGGCCAGCAGAAUCAUCUCACACAUAAAGACAUCAAGAUGCCUCCACAUCAUGUGCCACAUUCCAGUCUUCUGUUGGAUAUCUGCAACAGUCCUUGAACACAUGCUGAAACAUAAGAGAGAAGUGAUGCCCAAGACUCUGACUGAGAUGUACACACACCUUGUGGUGUUUCAUACCAAACAGAAGAAUGAAAAGUAUCUUGGGAAAGAAGAGACAGGUCCACACUGGAAUAAAGAGAGCAUUCUGUCACUGGGAAAACUGGCUUUUCAACAGCUUGUGAAGGGCAAUCAGAUUUUCUAUGAAAAAGACCUGAAAGAAGCUGGCAUUGACGUCAAUGAAGCCUCAGUGUACUCAGGAUUGUGCACACAGCUCUUUAAAGAGGAAUGUGGGCUGUACCAGGACAAGGUGUACUGCUUUGUUCAUCUGAGCAUUCAGGAGUUUCUGGCUGCUGUAUAUGUGUUCCUCUCUUUCAUCAACAACAAUGAGAAUCUAAUGGCCAAAACUCAAUCAACGUCCAGGAAACUUUCUGUGAGGAAAAGACAGAAGCCUAAAUUUACUGUCUACAAGAGUGCUGUGGAUAAAGCCUUACAAAGUGAGACAGGAAACCUGGACCUUUUCCUCCGCUUCCUUCUGGGCCUCUCACUGGAGUCCAAUCAGAAGCACUUACAAGGUCUCCUGACAAAGACAAGAAGCAGCUCACAGAGCCAUGAAGAAACAGUCAAGUACAUCAAGAAGAAGAUCAGGGAGAAUCCCUCUCCAGAGAGGAGCAUCAAUCUGUUCCACUGUCUGAAUGAACUGAAUGACCAUUCUCUAGUGGAGGAGAUCCAAAGCUACCUGAGAUCAGGAAGUCUCUCAGAAGACAAACUGUCACCUGCACAAUGGUCAGCUCUGGUCUUUGUGUUGCUGACUUCAGAAAAGGAGCUGGAUGUGUUUGACCUGAAGAAAUACUCCAGAUCAGAGGAAGGUCUUCUGAGGCUGCUGCCAGUGGUCAAAGCCUCCAGAGCCGUUCUGCUGUCAGGCUGUGGAGUCACAGAGGAAGGCUGUGCUUCUCUGGUCUCAGCUCUGAAGUCAAAACCCUCACACCUGAGAGAGCUGGAUCUGAGUAACAAUGACUUGAAGGAUUCAGGAGUGAAGUUGCUCUCUACUGGACUGGGGAAUCCGCACUGUAAACUGGAGACUCUGAGGCUGUCAGGCUGUCUAGUCACAGAGGAAGGCUGUGCUUCUCUGGUCUCAGCUCUGAGGUCAAACCCCUCACACCUGAGAGAGCUGGACCUGAGCUACAAUCACCCAGGAGACUCAGGAGUCAGACUGCUCUCUGCUGGACUGGAGGAUCCACACUGCAGACUGGAGAAAAUCAAUGUGGAACAUGGUGGAGAGAACAGAAUGAAACCUGGACUUAGAAAAUAUGUCUCUGAUCUCACACUGGACCUAAACACAGUAGACAGACACCUCUCUCUGUCUGAGGAGAACAGAAAGGUGACAUGGAGGAGAGAGGAGCAGCCGUAUCCUGAUCACCCAGAGAGAUUUGAGGACUGUGGACAGGUGCUGUGUAGAGAGGGUCUGACUGGGCGCUGUUACUGGGAGGUAGAGUGGAGUGGGAGAGGGGCUGAUAUAGGAGUGACAUAUAAAGGAAUCAGCAGGAGAGGAAGGGGUGAUGACUGUUGUCUUGGAUACAAUGACAAGUCCUGGAGUCUGUUCUGCUAUGACAACAGUUACAUUGCCUGGCACAAUAAUAAUCCCACUACCAUAGACGUCCCCUCCUCCAGAUCCCACAGAGUAGGAGUGUAUCUGGACUGGCCAGCCGGCACUCUGUCCUUCUAUAGAGCCUCCUCUGACACACUGACCCACCUGAUCACAUUCACCUCCACAUUCACUGAGCCCCUCUAUCCAGGGUUUAGGGUUCAUGAUGAUUCCUCAGUGACUCUGUAAAUAAUAACCUGACACACACACACACACUGGACACACAAACACAUAGGACACACACACAAACACACUCACACACUAGACACACAAACAUACAGGACACACACACAAACAUACAGGACACACACACACUCACACAGACUCAGACUGACACAUACACACACAUACAUAUUGGCACACACACACUGGACACACACACACUGGACACACACACACACACACAUUGGACACACACACACUCACACAGAGGACACACACACUCACAUACACAAUCACACAGCGGACACACACAAUCAAACAGAGGACACACACUCACUGACACACACACUGGACACUCACACACACAGGACACACACAGAGGACACACACUGACACACACACAUUCACAUGUAGAGGACACACACACACAGUGGACACACACACACACACACACGGAGGAUGCACACACUGAGACACACACAUACAGGACAAACACACACAUACUGUUGAGUUUAUUUUUUUGCUCAGCAUAAGCUACGGACAACGAAGUACAUUUUAUCGAUGGCAAUUUGAAUGCACAGAUGCACCGUGAUGAGAUCCCAUUGUUGUCGUGCCAUUCAUCUGCUGCCAUCACCUCAUGUUUCAGCAUGAUAAUGCACGGCCCGAUGUGGCAAGGAUCUGUACACAAUUCCUGGGAGCUGAAAAAAAACAGUUCUUCCAUGGCCUGACUACUCACUAGACAUGUCACCCAUUGAGCAUGUUUGGGAUGCUCUGGAUAGACAUGUCACCCAUUGAGCAUGUUUGGGAUGCUCUGGAUAGACAUGUCACCCAUUGAGCAUGUUUUGGAUGCUCUGGAUAGACAUGUCACCCAUUGAGCAUGUUUGGGAUGCUCUGGAUAGACAUGUCACCCAUUGAGCAUGUUUUGGAUGCUCUGGAUAGACAUGUCACCCAUUGAGCAUGUUUGGGAUGCUCUGGAUAGAUGUGUACGACAGCGUGUUCCAAUUCCCGCCAAUAUCCAGCAACUUUGAACAGCCAUUGAAGAGGACUGGGUCAACAUUCCACAGGCCACAAUCAACAGCCUGAUCAACUCUAGGUGAAGGAGAUGUGUCGCGCUGCAUGAGGCAAAUGGGGGUCACACCAGAUACUGACUGGUUUUCUGAUCCACACUCCUACUGUUUCAUUAAGGUGUCUGACAAUCAUAUUCAUAUCUGUAUUCCCAGUCAUGUGAAAUCCAUAGACUAGGGCCUAAUGAAUUUAGUAUUUCAACUGACUGAUGUCCUUAUAUGAACUAUAACUCUUAUAACUCUUAUAACUCUUAUAACUCUUAUAUGAACUAUAAGUACGAUCGUUGGUGUCCAUUUACUUACAUUAUUGUCUUGUAUACAGUCUGAUAUAUAAUGGACCUUAUGCUUGUUAUGUCACCUCUUUUGUUCAGUGUAAUAAAAAACAUCAGUUGUAAAUGUUUUAUUUUUGAUAUGCUUGAUAUGAUGUUAGUAACACUAAGUCAUCCCAUCCUUUCACUAAAUGGUAGUAACACUAAGUCAUCCCAUCCUUUCACUAAAUGGUAGUAACACUAAGUCAUUCCAUCCUUUCACUAAAUGGUAGUAACACUAUGUCAUUCCAUCCUUUCACUAAAUGGUAGUAACACUAAGUCAUUCCAUCCGUUCACUAAAUGGUAGUAACACUAAGUCAUUCCAUCCUUUCACUAAAUGGUAGUAACACUAAGUCAUUCCAUCCUUUCACUAAAUGGUAGUAACACUAAGUCAUUCCAUCCGUUCACUAAAUGGUAGUAACACUAAGUCGUUCCAUCCUUUCACUAAAUGGUAGUUACACUAAGUCGUUCCAUCCUUUCACUAAAUGGUAGUUACACUAAGUCAUUCCAUCCUUUCACUAAAUGGUAGUAACACUAAGUCAUUCCAUCCUUUCACUAAAUGGUAGUAACACUAAGUCAUUCCAUCCUUUCACUAAAUGGUAGUUACACUAAGUCGUUCCAUCCUUUCACUAAAUGGUAGUUACACUAAGUCGUUCCAGCCUUUCACUAAAGCUCUAAACUAACGUUUUAUUGACAGAUGUUAAAUGUUCUGGAUUUUGAUGAUUAAAUCCCAUAUAGCUUACUGGUCAGGUCUUUGUUAUGGCAUCUUCUGAUUGGUUGUCUCAGGUCAGGACUUUGUUAUGACAUCUUCUGAUUGGAUGUCUCAGGUCAGGACUUUGUUAUGACAUCUUCUGAUUGGGUGUCUCAGGUCAGGGCUUUGUUAUGACGUCUUCUGUUUGGGUGUCUCAGAACAGGACUUUGUUAUGACAUCUUCUGAUUGGGUGUCAGGUCAGGACUUUAUUAUGACGUCUUCUGAUUGGGUGUCUCAGAACAGGACUUUGUUAUGACAUCUUCUGAUUGGGUGUCUCAGGUCAGGGCUUUGUUAUGACAUCUUCUGAUUGGGUGUCUCAGGUCAGGGCUUUGUUAUGGCAUCUUCUGAUUGGGUGUCUCAGGUCAGGUCUUUGUUAUGGCAUCUUCUGAUUGGGUGUCAGGUCAGGGCUUUGUUAUGGCAUCUUCUGAUUGGGUGUCUCAGGUCAGGGCUUUGUUAUGGCAUCUUCUGAUUGGGUGUCAGGUCAGGACUGAGCCAUGAUCAGAAUGUGUCUGUCUAUUUCCAGCCCUGCCAUUUCUACCUGUCCUGAUCUAGUGUUUGACCCCUGACCUCCUCACACCGUCUCACUGUCCAUGUCUGCUUUUAGCUCCCACCUCUACUUCACUGUGUUAUAAUGGACCUUAUGCUUGUUAUGUCACCUCUGUAACCAGGUACCAAACAUACUGACCUUUCUGACCCUGUCCCAUGGUCCUACUUCACUGUGUUAUAAUGGACCUUAUGCUUGUUAUGUCACCUCUGUAACCAGUUAUCAAACAUCCUGACCUUUCUGACCCUGUCCCAUGGCCCUACUUCACUGUGUUAUAAUGGACCUUAUGCUUGUUAUGUCACUUCUGUAACCAGGUACCAAACAUACUGACCUUUCUGACCCUGUCCCAUGGCCCUACUUUCUAGAACUGAACAUUUAAAGUCCUCUGAGUUUUGUUUACUGUCCAUUUACUAAUUUAUUGAUGUAUUUGUUGUGUAUUUGGGGUUGUGCCGCAGAGCAUCAUGGGGGUUUGUAUGUGUUGAGAUGAUCACGUUCCAGAUAAAUGGUUGAACUGA
This is a messenger RNA of Oncorhynchus masou masou (cherry salmon), 5993 nucleotides long. Its product is annotated as NLR family CARD domain-containing protein 3-like. Lineage: Eukaryota; Metazoa; Chordata; Actinopteri; Salmoniformes; Salmonidae. Gene Ontology annotation, molecular function: protein binding. The coding region runs from base 1 to 2838 and encodes 945 amino acids. The transcript has 6 exons. The record is from RefSeq and is a predicted model, not a curated record. Gene Ontology annotation, biological process: intracellular signal transduction.